GAAUGAAAAAGAAAAAAAAAUGUCAUAUUCACAUACUAUUAUAUAUUGGUAUUUGGCGGACACGGUCGAGAGGGUGAGACUCUUCUUCAAUUCAUCGAUCUCGUCCUCGUUUUGUCCCUAUCAACCCUUUUUCUUCUGUCUCUCUCCUCUCCCUUUCUACCUUGCAGCAUCGGCAUCGCAUCGCAUUGUUUUCUCCUCUCCCGCAUCCCAAAUCUUCCUUUCUAAACCCCCUAAAACCUCCACGAAAUACCCCACCGCCCCCCCGGCCCCCGCGCGCGCAUGGACGGCCCACCGCGGCCGCCGCCGCCCAAUGUGCAGCUUCGAUCGCCGUCCGCGCGCGCCGCCGGGUGCCGACUCCCGCAUUAGCCGCCCGCCGCGGGAAAUCCCACGCCGCUGCCACAGCGGGAUUCGAUUGGCGGGUUGGUGACCGGAAAGGAAGAGGGGGUGGGGUGGUUCCCUUUCUUUUCUCCGUACCGCGCUUCGCGAUCGGUUUGCCGAUCGUUAGUUGGCUGGUCGGUUCGUCUGCCCCUUGUUCGCUGGGCGGCGAGGCGGGCCCGGCUGCCAUGUCCACGGCAACGGCCAAGGAGGAGGAGGCGGCCGCGGCCGCGGCGCCCGCAAUGGUCGGCGAGGAGGCCGCCGCGCGCGCCGCGCUGAAGCGCUACGAGGCCCUCCUCACUGUGCGGGCCAAGGCGGUCAAGGGCAAGGGCGCCUGGUACUGGGCGCACCUCGAGCCCGUUCUCGUCCCGCCCGCCGAAACCGGCAUGCCGCCCAAGGCCGUCAAGUUGCGCUGCGCCCUCUGCUCCGCCGUCUUCUCUGCCUCCAACCCGUCAAGGACCGCCUCCGAGCACCUCAAGCGUGGUACCUGCCCCAACUUCGCUUCCCCGCCGCCGGGACCCGCCGGCGCCUCGGCCUUGCAGCCGGCGCCCACGCCCACGCAGCAGCUCGCGCUGCCGUCCAACUCCACCGCCUCAUCCCCUGUCCCCAUCUCCUCCAUCGCGCCCUCCUCGUCGCACCACCACUCCAAUCCGCACCACCACCACCACCAACAACAACAAUCCGGCAGUCGCAAGCGCCAUUCCAUGCCACCCGCGUACACGCCGGCGGAACCCGUGUCUCACCAUCAUCACCUCGUCGUUGUUGACCCGUCCUUGGUCUACCCUUCGGCGUUGCCCGCGCUGCCGGCGCCCCCUCCGCCACACCAGUCGGAGCUCGUGCUCUCCGGCGGUAAAGGCGACUUCAGCGCUCUCGCCAUGCUCGAGGACAGCGUCAAGCGCCUUAAGUCACCCAAGGCAUCGCCGGUCACCAUGAUGCCCAAGCCGCAGGCUGACGCGGCGCUCGCCUUGCUGUCCGACUGGUUCCUGGAGUCAUCGCCUGGCGUGUCGCUCUCUGCCGCUAGCCACCCCAAGCUCCGGGCCUUCCUACGCCAUGUCGGGCUACCGGACCUGCAGCGCGCCGACCUCGCUGGUCCACGCCUCGACGCCCGCUUCGCCGAGGCGCGCGCCGACGCCACCGCGCGUGUUCGGGACGCGCUCUUCUUCCAGCUUGCCGCCGACGGCUGGCGGGAGCAGGUGGUCACUCUCUGUGUCAACCUCCCGAAUGGCACGUCCGUGUUCCAUCGCGCUGUGCCGGUACCCGCCAUGGCGCCCUCAGACUACGCCGAGGAGCUCAUGCUGGAGGCCGUGGCUUCAGUCUCAGCCUCAGGUUCCUCUAGCGACCUCCACCGCUGCGCAGGCAUAAUUUCUGACCGCUUCAAAUCGAAGGCGCUGCGUGAUCUUGAGAAGAAGAACUACUGGAUGGUGAACCUAUCUUGUCAAAUCCAUAGCUUCACCCGUUUGGUGUGGGAUUUCGCGAGGGAACUCUCGCUGUUCCGCUCCGCCACAGCCAAGUCUGCCAAGCUUGCUGCCUUCUUCAACGCCGAACAGACGGCGCGGUCUUUGCUGCACAAACAUCAAAUUCAACAGCUCGGCCAUGCCUCUCUCCUUCGAGUCGCACAUGUGCCGUUUAACGGCAAUGGCAGAAACUACCGUGCGGCCUUUGAGAUGCUGGAGGACAUUUUGAACUCUGCACACCCUCUCCAUCGUGCUGUGCAAGAGGACUCCUACAAGCUCGUGUGCAUCGAUGACUCGGCUGCCAGGGAGAUUGCAGAGAUGGUGCACAGUGAGGCUUUCUGGAUAGAGGUGGAUGCUGUGCAUUCGCUCGUGAAGCUGAUAUUUGAUAUGGUGAGGGAGAUGGAAGCUGAUCGACCUCUUGUAGGGCAAUGCCUGCCGCUAUGGGAAGAAUUGCGCAGCAAGGUUAGAGAUUGGUGUGAGAAAUUUAACACUGAUGAAGGCGCUGCCCUGAAUGUGCUUGAGAAAAGGUUUAGAAAAAGCUAUCACCCGGCCUGGUCCGCAGCCUUCAUCUUGGAUCCUCUCUACCUUGUGAAGGAUGCCAGUGGGCGUUACCUCCCUCCAUUCAAGUGCUUGACGCCUGAUCAGGAGAAAGACGUCGACAGGCUGAUCACUAGAAUGGUGUCCCGGGAAGAGGCACACCUAGUUCUGAUGGAGCUGAUGAAAUGGCGGUCGGAUGGGCUGGACCCGUUGUAUGCACAAGCCGUGCAGGUGAGGCAGCCUGACCCGUCCACAGGGAGGAUGAAGGUCGCCAAUAAGCAGAGCAGCAGGCUCGUAUGGGAGACAUGCCUGAGUGAGCUCAAGUCGCUCGGCAAGGUAGCUGUGCGGCUCAUCUUCCUCCAUGCAACCUCCCGGGGUUUCAGGUGUACACCGUCAAUGGUGCGCUGGCUCUGUGCACCUGGGACCAUGGCAAGCGGCAAUGAUCGAGCGCACCGGUUGGUCUUUGUCGCGGCAAAUUCGAAGCUAGAGAGGAGAGACUUCUCCAGCGAUGAAGACAAGGAUGCAGAGUUACUCGCUGAAGGGGAUGAUGAUGAUGUACCUGGCACUGUGGAACCCUAAUCAGUGUAACAAGUAUCCCUGGUUAAUUGUUUAUUAUUCCUUCUUUUUUUCCCCCACUAGCAUUUUGUAGAAUUUGAUCCCUUAGGAAUUGUUAGGAAUUUUUUUUUGCCACCCUACUCUUUGUCUGGCUUCUAGAGUUUCUCCAUUUUUGCCCAUAUUGUUAAUUCUUGCUUCCUCACUCUAGAUUUUGGUGGGGUGGGGAGUUGGGCAUGAGAUGGAGCUAUGCAUUGUCCUUGCUCAUCAGGUUUGGUUAGCGAAUGACUGUAUUUUUCCACAUGUGUGUCCUACUACGGGCCAUUGAGGUUGCAGAGAUUAACUCGAGCGUUUCUUGUCGAUGUGUUUGUAAUCGGUGAUGGUGCGGAAUGAGAAGGAAUACAGAACCGUUUUUGGUCCUUAUUAUGCAAAUAAA
This is a messenger RNA of Zea mays, 3354 nucleotides long. RefSeq lists its product as uncharacterized. The coding region runs from base 564 to 2945 and encodes 793 amino acids. NCBI's taxonomy places the organism in Eukaryota, Viridiplantae, Streptophyta, Magnoliopsida, Poales, Poaceae. The record is from RefSeq and is a predicted model, not a curated record. The transcript has a single exon.